Peronospora matthiolae is the source of this 252-nucleotide messenger RNA. The record is from the annotation of a GenBank genome assembly. NCBI's taxonomy places the organism in Eukaryota, Oomycota, Peronosporomycetes, Peronosporales, Peronosporaceae.
AUGGAGGUGGAGGAGGAGGAAAGACGCUCUCCAAACUAUCGUGGGGAAGCGUGUGUCCCCGAGAGCUUCUUUGAUCGCGUAACGCAAGCGUUACGCGGCGAUCUCGAACAUGAGCGGGACAGGCGUCUUCAACUGGUGGACACUGCCUUGAAGCAUCGAGCUGAGUAUGCCUUUGCUCAGCUUGAGAACGAGAGGGCUUUGACGUCUACGUACACUCCGUCAAGAGUUGGAGUGAGUUUUUGCCCAUGGUAG